Messenger RNA from Melospiza georgiana, 823 nucleotides. RefSeq names its product adiponectin, C1Q and collagen domain containing (gene ADIPOQ). The coding region runs from base 83 to 823 and encodes 246 amino acids. The record is from RefSeq and is a predicted model, not a curated record. Lineage: Eukaryota; Metazoa; Chordata; Aves; Passeriformes; Passerellidae. The transcript is spliced from 3 exons. Gene Ontology annotation, molecular function: protein binding.
GUUUAGCAAUGCAAUAGCCUGACUUCACUCUCUAAACAGACUGCAGCAAGCCAACCAGGACUCAAAGCAGCUGGAACCAGCAAUGAGGGGCCUGGCAGGGUUCCUGCUGUGCUCGUGGCUGCUGCUAGCCCCCAACUCCAUAAGGGUGGCUGCCCAGGAGACCCCCCAGCCUGACCCCAAAAUGCCAUGUGCCAACUGGAUGGGAGGAGCACCCGGCUACCCUGGCCACAACGGUGCCCCCGGCCGGGAUGGGAAGGAUGGAAGAGAUGGACUCAAGGGAGAUAAAGGAGAUGAAGGUCCUGCAGGUCCCAAAGGUGAACCAGGCCCAGUAGGGAGCCGAGGCUUUCCCGGACCCCCUGGAUCUCCUGGAAUUCCUGGAAUCCCAGGGCAGAAGGGCAAAGAUGCUUUUGUGCAGCGCUCUGCCUUCAGCGUGGGGCUGACGGAGCACAGCCCGGCCCCCAACGUCCCCAUCCGCUUCAGCAAGAUCUUCUACAACGAGCAGGGCCACUACGACCCCAGCACGGGCAAGUUCCUCUGCAACGUGCCUGGCACCUACUUCUUCUCCUACCACCUCACCGUGUACCUGUCAGACGUCAAGGUCAGCCUCUACAGGAAGGACAAGGCCGUCAUCUUCACCUACGACCAGUUCCAGAACAACAACGUGGACCAAGCCAGCGGCUCCGUGCUGCUGCACCUCAGCUCUGGGGACGAGGUGUGGCUCCAGGUGUAUGGGAACGGGGACAAGAAUGGGGUCUAUGCUGACAACCUCAAUGAUUCCACCUUCAUGGGCUUCCUCCUGUACCCCGACCCAGAUACCUACUAA